GUAUAUUUAAAUUUUGAAGGUCUAUGAAUUUUAAUUGACCGUCUUGAAUGGUCUUGGAGCUGGCAACACUGCUGGUGAUAAAAGAUAAAGCUUAUAGCACUCCCUGACAUUCCGUGGACAUUCCUACCUCAUAUUCAGCUGUUAAUCGUGGCUAACAAGCCAAGAAAUUAAUGAGAAAAGGAGGAAAGUUAUGAAUUUAUUGUCCCACUCUAAUUUGAAUGAAAUUUCGUGGAACCGAUAGAGACGUGUGUCUAGUGAGGAAGUGCGGCGGUAAGUGGAUGGGAGUGGUUCGGUUCUUGUGAAUGAAGAAACUAGUUUUAAAGUGCCGUUUGCAUAUUUGUUGUGAUCGAAUUAAAACGACUGUGGAACAGUGCGUUUCUGGUUAUUUGGAAUAUUGUCUGUAAAUAUAUUGCUUCGGGAAAAUUUUGAAAAAUAAAUACAAUUGUGGAUGGAAGCCAGUGUACACAAGGAAGGUUGAAAGUAAAUGUAAGUGAAAAUGAGUGGUUUUCUAAAAGUCUUUUCAAAAAAGCGGCCGGAGACUCAAGCCCCAUCUGAGAUAGGGCUACCUACUUCAGUUACACAUAAUUACCAUGUGAGCAAAAACCUAGAGACUGGCCAGCUGGAAGGCCUGCCCGAGAGCUGGUUAAGUUUUAUUGAUUCACAAAUAACAAAGAAAGAGAAAGAUGACAAUCCAUAUGCUGCUGUCCAAGCUAUCAAGUAUUACAAUUAUUCAAUCAAGAAGAAGGUUAAUGAACCUUUCAAGCCAUUAUUUACAGAAGAUGUAAUAGAAGAAGAAUCAAAAGAAAUUGAGUAUAACUUAGGGCAUAUACAAGAUGUUCCAACAGAGUGGCAAGAACCUAAAGCAAAUGAUGUAUCAGAACCUACUACUCCACCCAAAAAGGCUCCUCCUGUACCUCCGAAGAAAAGCAAAUCUACUAAAGAGAAGGCCAAAGCAAUGUCGGAGGCUCUGGACGAAGCGCUACAAAAUCUGAGGAUUGAAGGUUUUACAGAUAUUACUUGUCAACCACAUGAUGGUGGGGAAAGUCCUAUUCUAAGGAAGAAAGAAGUGGGUCACAAACUAACAGAUGAAGAAGUCUAUAAUGAAUUGAGUAGAAUAUGCCACCCUGGAGAUCCUCAUAGAAGAUUUGAAAGGAGUAAAGAACUUGGAGCGGGGGCUUCUGGCACUGUUUUCAUUGCCAGUGAUACAACUACAAACCAGAGGGUGGCUGUUAAAGAUAUUGACUUAUCUAAACAACCAAGAAAGGAACUAAUUUUAAAUGAAGUUAAAGUUAUGAAAGAUUUUAACCACGACAAUUUAGUUAAUUUCCUAGAUGCUUACCUUGCAGAAGACCACUUGUGGGUGAUUAUGGAACUAUUGGAUGGUGGUCCAUUGACUGAUGUAGUAACAGAAACUGUGAUGAAAGAGGGACAGAUAGCAGCAGUAUGUAAGGAAGUCCUAAAAGCAAUUAGUUUCUUGCAUACAAAAGGCAUAAUUCACCGUGAUAUCAAGUCAGAUAAUGUUUUAUUGGGUAUGGAUGGAACUGUGAAAGUUACUGACUUCGGCUUCUGUGCCAAUAUUAUAGGGGAUGAAAAGCGUCAGACAAUGGUGGGCACUCCUUAUUGGAUGGCACCUGAGGUGGUUACUAGGAAACAAUAUGGAAAGAAGGUGGACAUUUGGUCUCUUGGCAUAAUGGCCAUUGAAAUGAUCGAGGGUGAACCUCCUUAUUUAAAGGAAACUCCUUUUCGAGCCCUGUAUCUGAUUGCAGCUAAUGGUCGACCACAGAUCAAAAGCUGGGAGAAGUUAUCCCCAAAUUUCAAGGUUGGCAUUUGUUCAGUUAAUCUGCAUUUCCUCAACUGCUGCCUUCAAGUAGAUGUUGAUAAGCGAGCAUCAGCAGAAGAGUUACUUCAGCACCCGUUUUUGGAGAACUGCAUGGAACUGCAUACUCUUACUCCAUUAAUUAGGGCUGCACAAAAGAUUUUACGGAAGGGUUUCUGACAUUUGUCAAUGAUCAAAUAUUUGUUACAAAAUUGUAAGUCAAGAACUCUGUAAAAGAUGAUGUACAGGCUGGUUCUAGCAGUAUUGGUGAUUAUAGUACAUUUAAGUCUUUACAGAGGAGUGAACUAGUUGCAUAUGCAUAUAGCAUAUGUGUGCUUCCAUGUAUUUUUAAUUUAUAGUACUUGUUUUAUAAUAUUACAAAUUUUUUCAUUAUAUACCAUAUUUACUUGGUUCUCUCUGUGGUUAUAUGAAGAUUUGAAGAUGUAAGUGGAGUGUUCCAGUCAUAUCUUUGACUUUAAAUGAACUUUAGGUAUUUUAAUAAUUAGUGUCCAGUAUUUUCCUUCCAAACAUUUUUGUGUGUUUUUUAUUUGCUGCUUCGCAAUUUUUAUUCUAGUAUUCAGGAAGGAUUUAUUUUACAUUUUAUGUUCAAGUAAAUGUGGUAUAAGUUGAAGAUGUAUACAUUUUAAAGAUAAUGUUUAUACUUUCUGGUAUUAUUAUGUUAAUGCUAUUAUUGUUAUCACCUCCUCAGUUACAUUAUUGUUUUCAUUAUCAUCUGUUUCAUCUCUGUGCCAUCACAGGAUAUGUAGCAAUAUAUCAGUUGAUUUGAAAGAACAUUUGACAGAAAGCGUAAUGCGAAAGUUUUAACAUUAUGUAAGUGCUGAGGAGUACAACUGCUGUAUUAUAUAAUUUUACAAGAUGUAACAUGAUUUUCCAUGUUACACGUACGUAUGUUUAAUAUAGAAGUUCCAAAACUCAUUAUUUGAAUUUUCUUAGAAAUUCCAUAGUCUUCCAACAUGUUUUAACAGACAUGUGCACACAAACAUCAUUUAGAAAAAUAGUGAAUGAGUCUUUCAAACGGACAUUUUGCAGUUAUCAAAUAUUAUCACUGCCAGAUCAACUUCAGUUACUGGAUAUGUAAUAUUUGCUCAGCAGUGUUGGGUACACAUUUUGAUAGUACUGCAGGUCUCAAUGUGUGUAUUCAAUUAUUCUGUGAAUAGUUAUUGUGGAUUAUUUGUAAAUAGAACAAUUGAAAAACCAGCUAUUACUUUCACAGUUACAUUGUAAUUGAAAAAUUCAUAUGAGUGAUGCAUGUCCUUGCAUCUUCAUUCAGGAUUACAAUUUUUUGGCGCUUUUUACUUAAUAUCUAGCUUUGAUAAUAAAUUUGCUCUAUUGUGUAGUUUGCCUAAGUAAACAUUGAACAAAAAAAUUAUGAGACUUUAAGUAGAUUUUGCUAGCCUAUGGAUUUUCUCUUAGUAUGAGUAGAGUAUAUUAUGAAGUCCCACAUUGUGUAACUACGUGUGUUAUUGCAGUUUAAAACCUAUGUUUUGAGAAAAUAUGCUUAUUCUGUAUGCAUAAUUUACUUCAAAGAACUUUGUGCAACAUGUUUGUUUGUUUUAUACACUUAAAUUAAGGUAUUUUAUAGACAUUAUAAUACUAUUAUUUAUAAAAUUUAUAAGCCUUUCUUGGGGUUUUAAUGUGUUUUUGUGUCAGUAUUGAAUCUACAUUGACUGGUUUAAAAACUUUUUAUAUUCCACUUCUCAGAAUAUAUAUUUUGAUGUUUGAUUUAAUGUGUACUGCUUAUUUGUUCUCUGCUUACUAUAGUUGUGAAUUAAACAAGUUGGCUUACUGAAAGAGUAUGAAAGUGGUACUCACCUAAGAAACAUUUAACUAAACCAAGUUUCAGUAUGUAGGAACAGAAUGUGCCAGUUGUAUUUACUACUGUAAUUGUGCAUUUGGUUGAAUGGUUUCUACAAUAGAAUUCUGGUAUACAUUUCUAUAUACGGGUACAUGUAAUAAAAGCAAGUUUUCAAGAAGAAUGGAAAAAAAAGUUUGUGCUAAUAUUUUCAUUUGAAUUACAAAUGUAGCUCAUUAGAAAACAAUUUCAUUAUAAAUAUAAAGAAAACUUAUUAUCCCUGUAUAGAUUAUAGAUCUUCUGUUAAUUCAGUUUCACUCAAAAUGUCAUAUAACCUACGUGUCAUGUCAGUGACAAGUGUGCAAGUCAAUACAUUCUUGGCUAUCCGUCAGAUAUUUAUGCUUCUGACUACUAAAAUAGAAUGUAAUGUUUGAUUUAGUAGUAUAUAGUUAAGGAAAAAAGUGUUGAGUACUCUCAUCCCAAUUAUUUGUGCAAAAGAACAGGAUGUAUAAUUAGUACACUACUGAAGAAUUCAUUUCAUUAGGAAAGCAUACAUUUUUGUUGUUUCAGUAAUGACUUUGGUGAUCUUUAUAGUUGUUCUUUGAAUCAGUGGAAUGAGGACCUUGGGGGAUUCCAAACAGUUGAUGAAAACCGAUUCUGUUUUUAUUUUUUGAAGUGAUUUUAUUGUUAAAGUUUUCUCAAUGUGAUAUGUUAGCAACAACAAACCAUAAUCCCUCCAUGUGAGUCCCCUUUUUUCACUCAUUCUUUCAUUUUUUUAUUUUUAUGGAUUUCUGCAGGUAAAUCUAUUAUGAAUUUUAAUAUGUCAAGGGAAAUUUUAAUUCACAAUCUUUAGUGUUUGGUUAAUACACUCUAGAUUUUUCUUUCCAGUUUUGAAGUUAUAUCUUCUUAAUUUCAAACUGAUCUCACCAACUGAAUAUGUUAUUUAUCACAGGGAAGUUUGUUUCCAUGUUUCUGCUUCUCUCAGAGGUAGUUGGCAGAAAUUUCACACACAUUUUUUGGGAAAUUGUUGGCCAUGGGAUUUAUUAUGCCAUCAUUCUGCUAAUUCAGUGAAACUGUGCUUUUUCAGCUUAGGAACUUUUUCUGUGUAGUUAUACUUUGUUCAGGCCACCUAAUUUUUGCAUAAUUGGACAUAGUUCUUGACUGGCUCUGUUGCUGCAUUUGGAGCAAAAGGAAGAACAAUUACACAAGUCAAGAUACAAUUCAUAUUCAAAGUUUCAUUUUCCAUUGAGUUCAUUGAAUUUUCAUAAUUAUUGCAGACUCUCCUCUUAAAGUAGCCAUUUCUGUACUGUUAAUGGUUUCUGAAAUUGAAAUUUCUUGCACUAGGCCUAAGAAAACCUCUUUACUGGAUUAGUUCAGCAAAAAUGUGCUGUGAUACGCAGAAUGCUAUUCAGUAUAUCUAAUGAUCCUUGGUGCCCAUGAACAUGAUAACAAUGGUUAUAAGACUUCCAGCUUUUACAUUUGAGGUACAAAAGAGUAGUAUGUAUGUCAGAAGAAAGAAAGUAUUUUUACUUAUAAUUUUACUGUACAGAAAAGGCACAUUCAAGAGGUUAGUAAUUAAAAAACAAACUUAUGCAUCUUGGUUGUAAUGUGAAUGUUUUUAGACUUGUACCAAAACCUUUGCAUUUCAACCUUGAUACAUUACUACUAUUAAACUAAGUAAUUCCAUUACAAAUUAUUAAUAUUUUCCGAAUAAUAUUUCUGUCUACUUGACAGCUGGGGUGGGAUAGAGCGAUGUUGCCACUUUCUCAGGCGGCAGACACGUAGUCAUAUGGACAUUCUUGCAUCAGAUCACAACAGUAGCAAGAAACAAAUCGCAAUAAGAGUACAAAACAGUAGAUGACUCAAAACCACACACACAAUGCACAACCAAAGAAGUAAUAGUGCCCUAAAAUUUGCAGUUGCUUUGCACUAUAAGAUUUCAUUUUUUCCCAAGUAUCAGCAACUAUGCUGUGUCGUCAGCAAAAUUUGAAGCCUCUGAUUGGAUAACAGAUCUCCUCCCCAAUCAACCGCUAUCUGUCAAAUAUACAGAAAUAUUAUUCGAACAUAGUUUCUGAAAUUUAUAUGUACUUAAAUUUAAACUAUUUCUAAGAAUUCAAGAAACCCUUGAUGUGUAUAUUUUUAAUCACCUGUGGAGAUCUUUAAAUGAUACAUCUUUUAGUACCUCCUUGACCUUUUCUUGAUGUUUGAUAAGUUUCUCUUAUGCAUAAGACAUCAUUGGCAAGAUACAUGUUGUAUGUUUUGAUGCAAAUUAACAAAUUUUUUCAAACUUAGACUAAACUGGCACAGAACCAUUUUAACCUGAAUGAUUUAUUGAAGUUUUGUACAAUUUUUCUAGGUUUUAUUAUACUUGUGUUUUGGAGAUAGUAUAUGGACAGUUGACAGAAGCUAAUUGGACUGCAGAGAUAUCUGAUGACUGUAAAGAAUAAUUGUAUUUUAUAUAGCAUUACAUUGCUUUUGAUAAGCUUGGCAAGUCAUAAAUGGGACCAAUGAAAUAGCUUGUGUCAUUAAUUUGAAGCAGUAGGUUUUUUGACACACUCGAAAACUAAUACU
Messenger RNA from Gryllus bimaculatus (two-spotted cricket), 6200 nucleotides. NCBI's taxonomy places the organism in Eukaryota, Metazoa, Arthropoda, Insecta, Orthoptera, Gryllidae. The record is from the annotation of a GenBank genome assembly.